GAUAAUAAUUGUUAAUGGUUAAUUUUCAAGAGUUCCUGAGCUGCCUGGGCUAAAUCAAAUAGAUGGAGAUACCUUUUUAUUAUAGGAGUUAAUUCAAAAUCAAGGAAAACUUUAUUAAUCCGAAUAGCAAGCAUUUUGAUCAGAUUGCUUAAAAACUCUUAUCAGAAGACAAUAAAGGAUUGAAAAGAAAAUGGGAUAAGCAAUGCAAGAUGUUAUUUAUUUGGGUUAUUGUCAAAUACUUCUAAGUUAAAAAUAAAAAAACUAUCAAUCCAGAUUCAGAAGAGUGGGUGGAAUUAUCAGAAAUCUUUAAUUUUGACGAAGUCACUCUGAAAUAAAGGUGGAUUACAUUAAUAAACCCUAUGGCAAAGAGUUUGAAUUGGGAAACAGAAGAGGAUGAUAUAAUAAGAUCAUUGAUGAUAUAAUAGGAGGAAAAACACAUUUGGACAUAAAUUGCUUUAGAGCUUUACAAUCAUAACAAUGGAUAAUAUGUUAGAACACCUAAAUAAGUCAGAGAAAGAUGGAUGAAUUAUUUAAAUCCUAAAUUAAACAAAUCUAGUUGGACUGAUUAGGAGGAUAAUUAAUUGUUGUAAUUAGUCGUUACUAAUGGUAAGAGAUGGUCAAUGAUUUCUACCUUAUUGUAGGGGAGAACCGAAAAUUAAGUGAAAAACAGAUUUAAGAGUCUUAUUCAUAAAAUUUAUAAGGAGGAAGAUGAUGAUGACAUUGAAGAAUUGGCAGCCAUUAAAUAAUAUUUAGCUAAAUAAGCUGGUGGUGAAAGUAAUUAAGACAACUUCCUACCUAAAUAAACUAAAAAUGAAAACAAUGUAAAUUAUGAAGAAUCACAAUCAAAUAGUCAUAUCAAAUAAAAAUCAAAAAAAAUGCCAUAAACAAAAAAUGGAGAACAAUAGAAAUAGUAAAUUUAAAUUAAAAAGAAAAAAGUAAAGGUUAUUGAGAAUUUGUAAGUAAAGUAAGAAACUGAUGAAAAAUUGCAAUCUUAAAUUCAAUCACUCAAUCAAUAAUUUUGUUUAUCCACCUACGGAAAUUGUGAUACACAAAGUUAAGAGAAUAGAAAAGGUAUUUCAAGUUCUCAUUCUUAAGGAUCCUUAAUCAAUCAAGAAUUUGAAUGCAAAUCCUAAUAAUAAAUUUAAUCCUAAUCCAAAGGUUCAAUUCAAUCUCCUUCUUACAUGGGAUAAACUUCUAUUAAAGACCCUAUACCUUAAUAUAAUGGAUUUAGACCAUAUACAAAUGAUGCAUGCAAUGAUAUUUUUUAAUAAACACCUUGCCAAAUUAAUAGAUUGGGAUUUGGGCUCAAAUAACAUUAAUAUCCUUUCUAAUAGUUAUCUCCAUUUUAAUAAUAGAUUUAAUAAACACCAAUUGUGUAUACUCCUCUUUAUUUAUAUAAUUCACAAUUCAUUUCCUAAUCUCCUUAUAAAAGCCCAAUUUUAUCACCACAUAUUUGGAUGCAAUAAUAAUAAUAGUUUCAAUAAUAAUAUGAGAUUGAAAUACAGAAUGAAUAAUAAAAAUAAGAAUAGUUUAAUAAUAAAUUAGAGUUUCUAUAAGGAUAAGAUUUGGUUUCUAGAUGGAAAAAUAAGAGAGUCUAAGAAAAAUAGAACCAGUAAGAAUUAAACAAAAUUAUAGAUCAGUGA
This is a messenger RNA of Paramecium tetraurelia, 1643 nucleotides long. RefSeq lists its product as uncharacterized. The transcript is spliced from 6 exons. Lineage: Eukaryota; Ciliophora; Oligohymenophorea; Peniculida; Parameciidae. Gene Ontology annotation, cellular component: nucleus. The record is from RefSeq and is a predicted model, not a curated record. Gene Ontology annotation, molecular function: DNA-binding transcription factor activity, RNA polymerase II-specific; RNA polymerase II cis-regulatory region sequence-specific DNA binding. Gene Ontology annotation, biological process: regulation of DNA-templated transcription.